GCGUUCUCUGCCGAAUAGGUAAACACACAUGAUGUUCUGCUUGGAGAUUUCGAAGUUUGCAGCGCAUUUUUGACCGGGAAAAAAAUAAUAUUGAUGCCUGUUAUUCCGGAGAAAUGGGUUAUAGGUUUGCACGAAAAGCACGGACGUAAUGUUACACUUUCUAAUGGCAACCGUAGGGCUGCCAGGGAAGGCGAUACCUACGAUCAUGGAAUGGUAUUUAGCGAUCGACCUUUGCAUAUUGGGGAGAUUUUUCAACUCAAAAUUGAAGAAUUGGAAUCAAAAUGGGCUGGAUCUCUGAGAUUUGGAAUAACAACAAGCAAUCCUAACUGCCCCUCCACAAAUAUAGUACGAGCGGCAACAGAUUUGUUUACGUCUGAUCAUCAGGAUUACUGGAUGUUGUCUGGAACUCGUAUCCACAAUGGCGAGAUAGAAAAAGAAUAUAAUUUUAGUAUUCACUCGCUCAAAGUUAAUGAUGUUUUAGGAGUUCAAGUGACUAGCAAUGGAAACUUGAAUUAUUAUGUUAAUGGACUCAAUCAAGGAGCAGCUAUGACUCAAAUACCUGUAAAAAAGGACAUUUAUGCUGUAUUUGAUGUUUAUGGAAGGACAAAGCAGGUCUCUGUGAAGUACUUUGGAGUGGCAACUCUAGAAGAAAUCUGCAAGGCUGAAGUAUUGAAAUGGGUAAAGGAUACAGACAAGCUUUUAGAAUUACCUAUUCCAAAGAUUCUUAUAGACUUUUUACAAGAGUAAUGUUAUAGGUAUAUUUAAUAAUAGUGCAGAUAGUAAAUUGUAUAGACUGUUCAAUGGAAAAAAGUAAACUUUAGACAGUCUCAUUACUUCAUUUGUAAGUAACUGUUUGCUUUUUUCCAGUCAGAUCACUGGUCGUCUCAAGAUAUGAAGUUUAUUGUCAUUUUUUUGCGAGGAAAAAUUUCUUUUCUAUACUUUUAUUGAUAAGCAUAUUUGUCUUAAGUAAACAUCACUCUAUAGGUUUGUUGGUUUAUUGCAGUUAUUUGAAGUUUUUUUUUGUUUCAACAC
Stylophora pistillata is the source of this 1032-nucleotide messenger RNA. RefSeq names its product neuralized-like protein 4. The record is from RefSeq and is a predicted model, not a curated record. Lineage: Eukaryota; Metazoa; Cnidaria; Anthozoa; Scleractinia; Pocilloporidae. Gene Ontology annotation, molecular function: ubiquitin protein ligase activity.